UACAAGCAACCCAAGUUCCUACAGCAUAUGCAAUUGAAGUUUCUAUAGCACAAACAACUAAAGUUCCUAUAGUACAAGCAACUGAAGUUCAUAUAGCAAAUCAAGUUUUACUCCAAAUUCAAAAUCUAAAUAAGUGA
Molecule: messenger RNA, 137 nt
Organism: Racocetra persica
Lineage: Eukaryota; Fungi; Glomeromycota; Glomeromycetes; Diversisporales; Gigasporaceae
Source: the annotation of a GenBank genome assembly